AUGGACUCUAUAUUCAUGAAAGUGGAUCAAAGACCAACCAAGAAACAGUCCACAGGUAACCUCUCUCCUGCUCAGUGGUCAGCUCUGGUUGUCAUCCUACUGUCAUCAGAAGAAGAUCUGGAUGUGUUUGACUUGAAGAAAUAUUCUGCUUCAGAGGAGGCUCUUCUGAGGCUGCUGCCAGUGAUCAAAGUCUCUAAAAAUGCUCUGUUGAGUGGCUGCAAGUUGUCCAAGAGAGGAUGUGAAGCUCUGUUGUCGGCUCUUAGCUCUAAAUCAUCUAGUCUCAUAGAACUGGACCUGAGUAACAACAGCCUUAAGGAUGAAGAAGUGAAUGUGCUGUGCGCUGGACUGAAGAGUCCACACUGUAAACUGAAAAUACUCAAGCUGAGAGUAUGUAACCUGUCAGAGAGAAGCUGUGAAGCUCUGUCCUCAGUUCUCAGCUGUAAAUCAUCUAGUCUGAGAGAACUUGACCUGAGUAACAAUGACCUACGGGAUGAAGGAGUUAAGCUGCUGACUACUGGACUUAAGAUGCCACACUGUACACUGGAAGCGCUCCGAUUAUCUGGCUGUUUGAUAACAAACAAAGGCUGUGCUUCUCUGGCCUCUGCCCUGAGCUCCAACCCCUUCCAUCUGAGAGAGCUGGACCUGCGGCACAACCAUCCAGGAGAGUCAGGAGUGAAGCUGUUGUCUACUGGAUGGAAGGAUCUAAACUGGAGACUGGACAUUGUGUGUUUGGAGCCAUGUAGAGUUUGCUGGCUGAAACCAGGUCUGAGGAAGUGUGAGUACAUUUCUGUGGAGUCAGCUGAUCAGAAUAUUUAUGGCCAUACCAUACCUACAUUAUGGGUUCUUGAGAGUAAAACGUGUCUGUACAGGCUUGACAUUCUGCAGAGAUGAUUCAUUCAAACAUUAAAGAUUUUAAUCCAAAUGCAUACAAGACUGUGUCAUCCACAUAAAACAGAUAUAAGGGAUCAUGAGGCAGCAAUAAUAUGACCAGCACUUCUUCUUAGUGUUUUUUUUUUUUUCUGAUGGAGUUAAAAACUGACCUGUGAUUUUUGCCUUGUCAAUCAGAUGCUUGUGCAGUCACACUGAACUCAGAUUCAGCAAACAGAUUUGUCAGACUGUCCGACAGCAACAGAAAGGCAACAAUGGAGAUAGAGAGGCGGUCAUAUCCUGAUCAUCCAGAGAGAUUUGAAAACUGCAAACAGGUGCUGGGCAGCAAAAGUCUGAAUGGUCGCUGUUACUGGGAGGUGGAGAGGAAGGGAGAGGUGUUUAUUGGAGCGGCAUACAACAAACUGAAGAGGAGGGGAAAGGGUGACGACAGUCUUCUAGGGAUGAACAAAGAGUCCUGGAGUGUUUUUUGCUCUGAUAAAAGCACAUUCAGUGACUGGAAAGACGACAGAAGAGAGGUUGUGUUUUCUCCCUUUCUCUCCAAUAGCAAAAUAGACAAUAUAAAAUAGACAAUAUAAUUAAAAAGGAAAGAAAAUAGAAAUGAAUUGAUGUAUAUUCAUUUUAACAUGAUAUAGUGCAAGAAUGAACAGCAAAUAUUUAAAUACAGAUUUUAAAUAUAGAUAAUAACUGUGGGUGUUGAAAUGAAUUUGUACAGACUUAUUGCACAGUGCAGAGUACAGGGUGAGGUCUACAUGGAGCAGUGCUGAUUGUACAGUCUGACAGCAGCAGGGAGGAAGGACCUGCGAUACCUCUCCUUCACACACUGAGGGUGUAUCAGCCUG
This is a messenger RNA of Acanthopagrus latus (yellowfin seabream), 1727 nucleotides long. Its product is annotated as ribonuclease inhibitor-like. Gene Ontology annotation, molecular function: protein binding. Bases 1 to 891 code for a protein of 296 amino acids. Lineage: Eukaryota; Metazoa; Chordata; Actinopteri; Spariformes; Sparidae. The transcript is spliced from 6 exons. The record is from RefSeq and is a predicted model, not a curated record.